Messenger RNA from Trypanosoma conorhini, 657 nucleotides. Its product is annotated as C-8 sterol isomerase. The record is from RefSeq and is a predicted model, not a curated record. NCBI's taxonomy places the organism in Eukaryota, Euglenozoa, Kinetoplastea, Trypanosomatida, Trypanosomatidae. Bases 1 to 657 code for a protein of 218 amino acids. The transcript has a single exon. Gene Ontology annotation, cellular component: endoplasmic reticulum.
AUGAAGCGCUUCAUCUUCCUUGUCGUCGCAGUCGUGGCGAUUGCCAUGUCCUUCGUGAUCGACCGUCCAGAGAAUUGGGUGCUGGACCCAAAAACACUUCAGACUGUCGCCAAGCGUGGCAUAGCGGUGGCCCACGCCAAACACGGCGUUAACGCCACGGCGGAGCAAGUGGUUGAGAGUGUCAUUCAAGAGGUCACAAAGACGUACCCGCUCCACACCUCGUACUCCGGCAGGUGGCUGUGGAACAACGCCGGUGGAGCGAUGGGCUCCAUGACGGUGCUGCACUCCUCCUUCUCGGAGUAUCUCAUCAUCUUCGGCACCUCCCUCGGCACGGAGGGCCACACCGGUCGCUAUCACUGGGCGGAGGACUUUUUUACAAUUCUCUACGGCGAGCAGUGGGCGUCGUUGCCACGCGUGGCAGAGGCGGAGGUCUACAAGCCAGGCGACCAGCACUACCUCCCCCGGCACACGGCGAAGCAGUAUCGGAUGCCGAAUGCCUGCUGGGCCUUGGAGUAUGCACGGGGCAACAUUCCCUCCAUGCUCUUCUUCGGUCUCGCGGAUGGCUUCACCUCGACGCUUGACGUCGUGACGCUCUUCCAGACCGUCCGUGAAAGCGCAUGGAACAUGCUUCACAGCGCCAUUCUAGGCAAAAUUUAG